AUGGCUUGGUUGGAACAAAUGAAUAAUAUUGUUAAACGUGCAGAGAACUCCGUGCAAACAUUCAUGAAAAGUUCAAGGAACGUAAGGAUAAAGCAGAUUCAAUUCAGAACAAACGCUGGGACAAAUCUUUGGCGCGAAAUUGGCCAAAUGGAGAAUACUGUCAAUCUUGUUACAAGGACCAUAAAAGCGUACAACAUUAAGUUUACAAAAGAGUCAAACUCAGUGGUCGGUUUGGAAGAAGAUGUACAUGAACUGGUGUCACGACUGACAACCAACAACGAACAUCACCCUUUUUUUUCCAUUUUAGGCAUUGGAGGCAUAGGUAAGACAACACUGGCAAAGGAAAUCUAUAACCAUGCAGAUGUUGCAACACACUUUCCUCAACGUGUAUGGAUCUCUCUACCUUGGAAGUCCAGUGAAUCCUGGGUCCAAACGGUACCCAAAAAUGUGAGGUACCUUUUAGUUCUAGACAACAUCUCGACCAAGGAAGAGUUGGAAGAAGCUCUGACAGUAGCAUCACCAAGUGGAAGCAGAAUUCUGCUCACGACAAGAGACACAAAUUUGGUUUCAGAAGUUGGCAAUCCUCCCCACCACCUUCGUCUACGAACCAAAGAAGAGAGCCGGAAGUUACUUAACAAGAUGGUGCACUUUAAUCUGAAAGAGGAAGUGAAAGCAAAGGAAAUUUUAGGCAAGUGCGGGGGUUUCCCACUCGCCAUUGUACGCCUUGGAUAUCUAAUAUCAAGGACUGCUGUUUAUAAUUUUGAGGAGUUGGAAAGGGUGAUCAAGCAGAAAGAGAAGCCAAUGUUAGAAACUUACCCUACCAUAGAGUCCAUACAAGGGAGCCUUCCCAAAUCUGAUCCUCAUAUGUUUAGGUGCCUAUCUUACUUGAAACUCUUCCCAAUGGAGAUUGAAAUUCCUGCAAGGAGAUUAAUUGCUUUGUGGAUUGCAGAAGGGUUGGUAAAAGUGGAAAAGAAGACAGAAUCCCCUGAAUCUGAAGAUGUUGCAAAUGAGUAUCUAACGGAGUUGAUUAAUCGGGACAUGAUUCAAGUAGUUGAAAGAAAGCUUAAUGGUACAAUCAAGACAUGCUGCUUACCCUAUAGUCUACAAAAACUCGAGUUUUACAAGAAUCAAAAGAGGAUUGUUAAUUUUAGAAGAAAUGAUCCAAGUCCUACUUCUGGUAAAAGCUCAAAUUUUCGAAACGAUUAUCGAGAUCUGCUCUCAAUUCUAACCUUUGAUACUCGAGAAGGAAAUACACCUGGAGAAGAAGCGGGUAAGUUUCUUAGAAAGGGCAUUGCAGGCGGUUGCUUCCGAAAGCUACAGGUUCUUGAUCUUGAACGUCUGUUUAGACCUGAAUUGCCAAACAUGUUAGGACCAUUAAGCAAGUUGAGGUAUCUAGGCUUGAGGUGGACUUGCCUUGGAUCAAUCCCAUCAUCCAUUGGUGAAUUGGUGAACCUCCAAACCUUAGAUGUGAAGCAUACAUCUGUCCGAAAUCUCCCUGGUUCAAUAUGGAAACUGCAAGAACUUCGAAACCUAUACUUAAACCAGAAUUGUCGAAGUAGACUUGAGCAUCAUCAAGGUGGUAAUUCCUUGAAGAAUCUCCGGACAUUAUGGGGUUUAUUUGUGGAUAAGGAUAGUCCGUUGAAAGAUGGGCUGGACAAGGUGACCAACCUCAGAAAAUUGGGAUUGGCAUUCCAGUUAGAGCAGGAAGAGCAAAAGGCAUUAGCAAACUGGAUUAAAAAGCUGAAGUACCUUAAGUCUUUAAGAAUAAGAUCAAUUGGGGGAAAAGGGCAAACCCUGUGA
Prunus armeniaca (apricot) is the source of this 1800-nucleotide messenger RNA. The record is from the annotation of a GenBank genome assembly. NCBI's taxonomy places the organism in Eukaryota, Viridiplantae, Streptophyta, Magnoliopsida, Rosales, Rosaceae.